This is a messenger RNA of Strongylocentrotus purpuratus (purple sea urchin), 2613 nucleotides long. RefSeq lists its product as uncharacterized. The transcript is spliced from 6 exons. Lineage: Eukaryota; Metazoa; Echinodermata; Echinoidea; Camarodonta; Strongylocentrotidae. The record is from RefSeq and is a predicted model, not a curated record. Bases 231 to 1751 code for a protein of 506 amino acids. Gene Ontology annotation, molecular function: SMAD binding.
UUUAUAUACAAACUGGAAGCAGCGAAACAACAAAACUGUUCAAAGUUGUGGCGCCUCAGCUCCGACAACUGUUAACAUGAUUGUUUAAUCGAAGUUCUAGGCAUUGAUGGGCUACUGUAAUUAAUGAACCUUAAAGAGUUUCAUGGCAUGCCCAAGAUGCUGCAACAGUGAUAUGGUUCAUCCACUGUUCUGAACUCCCUUACGAUUGUGAAGAUCCAGCCAGCUAGAUCAUGGAUGAUCUUCAGAACUACAGGAGUGCUCUAGUGACUGGUGCUGGGGACAGCAACUACUCUUCCAAGUUGGGUGGUCUUCGAUCUAGUCAGAGCAUUCUACCAUCUAAACCCUAUCCUGGAACAACCCCUAUGAGAGCAUACCAAGAUUCCAGGGACCCAAUGGGGUCAGUGGACUCUCUCCUAGCUGGUUCGUUCGGACAUCCAUCUCAGAAUGACAUCACAGAUGAUGACAGCUUGAACGAUCUUCCACCAAGGCAAUCCACCAGAGUGCACCGUUUGCCAAACCCGGUGGAGCACCUUAACAUGAAGACUCGUGGUGUACAGCUACCAGUCAAGCACACCAAUCAAAUAGGAACACAGAUUGGUAUACUCUUACCUAAAUACCACAUCCACCCACAGUCCAAGUGCAUCAUGUGUCGUGACUGUGGAAUAUUUUUCUCCCAUGACUCCUUCCUCCGGCAUCUCCAUGACAAUAUAGGUCGCCGCACAGACUGCCAGUCUUCAAUGCUUGAGCUUGGGGUAGAUAACCCUGGUGUCCAGCAGAUGAAAAUAUGGGAUGACUUUGUUGGAAAGCUGAAAGGAGAGGAGGGAUCACACAAGCGUCCUCGCACCUCUUCCUAUGACCCCAGUGGUGUAACCAAUAACGUAUCUCUAGGGGGUAGCAGCUAUCGUUCAGCAUCAGAUUCUUUUUCCACAACCCAGCCGAUUCAACCUCGAAGGCCUGCUAUGCAUUAUAGCCCUAGGACUAGCAUGCGCGGAGUUCAGCGAAGCCCGCCAGGCACCAAGGGGUCCCAACUUCCUGUAAAUCAUUCAGGGAAUAGCCCUAAAAGAACUGUUAUAGCAGAAGCAGGUUCAAUUUCCGACCUCAACAAGAACAUUCAGAACACUGUGGAUGCAUCAGAACGUCUCCUACGGGAGACCUCACAGUAUCUUGCCUCAACGGAGAAGUCACGGCAUCGAAGGAAUCGAUCCAUCACCAUGGACCUCCAAACAAAGUCUGCCCCUCCUGAGGGAAAGCCCCAUGUCUCUAGACCCCUCUUUACCUCGCAAAGUGCACCUCUUCUGCAAAACCCCCAAAGAGAAAAUACUUCAAUGGUCCACUUCUCUUUAUCUGGAACUCAAAACGGUGCCUCUGAGAAUGGCGAUACAGAGGGGAGCCAAACAGCUCGCUUUCCUCAAGAUACCAGAAUGUUUUCUGGUGGUGACCUGCCUUCAAGCGCAUCAAACCCAGAUACUCAUGUCACAUCACAAAGUAAUUCAAACUCUAUUGAUGCUAUGAAGGUUGCUACGUCAGUACUACCUCGAGAUGAAACAGGGUCAAGAUUUAGGUUCCCUGUAAUCAACGGAGAACAAAACCAGCAGAACAACAAGAAGGAAAAAGAAGAUCCUCUUUUCAUCUUGCAAACGGCUCAAGAGCUUCUCACCUUAGCCUCUCAUCAGAUCCAAGUCUUGAAAGAUGAGGCUGCCACAGGGAAUGGAGACCCAAAGUCUCUAGGUAAGCUUGAUAAUUGUAUUUAAACAACCUCUCCCUCCCCUCUCCCCCUCUCCAUCCCCUCCUCCUCCUCCCCAAGAGCUUUUCACCCUGGCCUCUCAUCAGAUCCAAGUCUUGAAAGAUGAGGCUGCCACAGGGAAUGGAGACCCAAAGUCUCCAGGAAGAGAUAAUGAAUUCUUACAGCUAUAUCAUGAGGAACGAUCAAAGCGAAGAAAGUUUGAAGCACAAAUACAAGACUUGCAGGACUCGCUGAAAGAAGAGCAGAAGCAACGUAAAGAAUUAGAGAUUCAACUACGAGCAUUAAAACUGCAAAGAUAACAAGACUCUAAACAUAUUUUCACCAAUGAAAUUUUUCAGGCACAGGUUCUUCCGGUUUGGGGUGGAAAGGUGGUGAGUGAUGCGGUUACUGAGGUGCCGGGAUGCGGAAAUUUUCAAUUUAUUUGAGGAUGACUGCUCUAAAUAUAUUGAGGAGCCAUGAUUAGCCUUGACUUGAUGUUGCAGUUGAUGUGCAAGAUGGGUUAGAAGUACAGGGUCAAAUUUUGAUGCUGUUUGUAGGAUCAUUUAGUUUUAUCUAUUUUUAAUGAACUUACGUCAAAUAGGAUUGCUACAAGAUUUUUUUCUAUUCUUUAAAGUGUGAAUUUUAAAUCAACCUUCUACGUAAUUUUAACAUGGGUCAUAUAUUUUAGAUAAUAAAUAUAAAUAUAUGUUGUUAGAAAUUCUCUAGUUUAAUUACCUUACACGGGUAUCUUUCUUUCAUUUUGGAUUUCCUAUUACAUAAUUUUUUUUUUAAUGAUUUCUUUUUUAAAAUAAAUAAGUUGAUGGUACAUUUCCUGUGAUUUCUGCAAGCCAUUGUAGAAAAAAUGUUGAAAAUAAGUAUUCCUGAUCAUU